CAUCUCUAGACUCAAUAAGCGACAGUUCCCCAUCGCUAAUGUGACGAAAAAAAAUUAAUAAAACUUUUUUGAUACUCAUUUUUCCAAGCAUUUUCACCCCCGGCCUUGUUGGUUUCCUUCCCCGUCAAGAUUUCCUCCCGACAGCGACUGGAAGAGUGCUUAAGGAUGACUUUGGUGGGUCUAGCAGCCCGCAAGCUGGCGCAGAAGCAGAGGUCGGCCAAGCUGGCGGCAGCUUUUCCGAACGGGGUCCGGUGUCAGAAGUGCCUCCAGAUGGGCCACUGGAGUUACGAGUGCAAGGAGAAGCGCAAGUUCGUGCACCGCUCCUCGCGGACCAAGCAGCUGAGCAAACACCUGGCCGAAAAGGAGGCACAGGCGGGCAAAGUCGUUCCGGCUGGCCAGGAGGGCGACAACACCCAGGACGCCAGUUCCGCGAGCAGCAAGAAGGCCAGACGCAAGCGGAAGCCCAGUGGGAGUUCCUCCUCGUCAUCUAGUUCGUCAGGCAGUUCAGACAGCAGCAGCGGGUCAGACUCUUCUUCCGCCUCGGACUCAAGCGACUCUAGCUCAGACUCUGAUGACAGCUCAUCGGAAUCCAGUGGUAGCGGUUCCAGCGGCUCCGAAAGCGAGAGCAGUGAGGAUCCGGAUCAGGGGGCGCCCCAGAAAAAGAAAAAACGUGACGAGAGUUCGGCGGACUCCUCAGACGACCAGGAGUAGGAGUUGAGAGCCAAGUCUCGUUUCUAUAGCGCAUAGCUUUAGUAGUUUAGUUCUCCCCCAUUAGCAGUCACCCCAAAAAAAUUGACUUUUAACCGAAUAUAAUUGUAAUAUUACGUAUUAUUUAAGUUCCCCCGUAUGCAUGUAAAUGAGUGAUCUGGCAGAGAAACCUAGCCAGAGUGCUACGAAUAAAGAUUUUAGUCAGUCCGA
Messenger RNA from Drosophila serrata, 918 nucleotides. RefSeq lists its product as uncharacterized. Lineage: Eukaryota; Metazoa; Arthropoda; Insecta; Diptera; Drosophilidae. Gene Ontology annotation, molecular function: zinc ion binding; nucleic acid binding. The record is from RefSeq and is a predicted model, not a curated record.